Cryptomeria japonica (Japanese cedar) is the source of this 1178-nucleotide messenger RNA. RefSeq names its product ethylene-responsive transcription factor ERF018. Bases 317 to 883 code for a protein of 188 amino acids. The transcript has a single exon. The record is from RefSeq and is a predicted model, not a curated record. Gene Ontology annotation, biological process: regulation of DNA-templated transcription. Gene Ontology annotation, molecular function: DNA binding; DNA-binding transcription factor activity. Lineage: Eukaryota; Viridiplantae; Streptophyta; Pinopsida; Cupressales; Cupressaceae.
GGCUUUCUCCACUCAUGCUCCAAAUUCAUGUUUGACAAAUCCUCGAAGACUUGAAAGUUUUCUACUGCUGAAUCCGGAAUCCGGGCACACAGAUUCAAUAUGGUGCCCACAAUAUGCAAUUUGCACAUAUAAGUCCCCCACACUGCACCCAUUUUUCAUCGAUUCAGUCAAAUUCCCCCUCAUUUCGUCUCAAGUUCGAAUCUUCGCAAAUUCAAUCUGUAACUGCUCACACUACUUCACUGCCUGCUUCUUUGGCCAGACUCUCCUUCACAAGGCUCGUCCUGAGUUCAAAUCUCCGCAUUCCCUGCUGCCAAAUAUGGUUAAAAGUAAAACCUCGCCAAAGCAGAAAGCCCAAAACACACACCAGACACAACAUUUCAAGGGAGUGCGAAUAAGAAAGUGGGGGAAAUGGGUUUCGGAAGUGAGAGUACCCAAUUCCAGAGCCAGAAUUUGGUUGGGAUCUUAUGAUUCCCCUCACCAGGCUGCUCGUGCAUAUGACUGUGCUGUGUAUUGCCUCAGAGGAUGCAAAACCAAGUUUAAUUUCCCCGACUCUCUGCCGGAAAUUCCAUCCGCCUCUUCGCUAUCUGCGACACAAAUUCAAGCUGUUGCGGCCAAAUUUGCCCUGGAAGGUACCGCCACUUUUUCUGGUUCAGAAUCGCAGUCGCCUGUAGACAGCCAACAAAUUUUAGAGGAGCCGGAUUUGAGACUGUUUGAUUCGCUUCUUCAGGAUAUUGAGAGCAGCCAAUCUCAAGAUUUGGAGGAUUUUUUGUCAUCAGACGAGGUUUUCAGUAUUGAGGACAUUGAUUUUCUCUUGCCAGAGGAAAGGGGGAUUUUUUUCCAGCAAACGGACGAACGACGGGGUUUAUUUCCAAAUUCAAACUAACUGACGAAAUAUAUGUCAGAAGAAAUUAGUUUGAAGAGCGUGGGAUAUUACGGCGCUUUGUAAUACUGGAAUUCUUUAUUCUUUUUCUAUACUGUUGUUCCCAAAAAGUUCUACUUUUCCUGCUUUGGAUAUCUGUAAGAUGUUUUCCAGAGAAGGAAAACAAUAUAAAAGAAGUAUUAAUCAAAUCUACUUCUAUAAUCUUUUUCCUACAGAUGAUUUUGACAGAUUGAAUCUUGCGAUACCUUGUUGUUUAAUCAAAGAUGAUUUCUGAUUUAGAAGUCAAAUUGUUGCAAUC